Messenger RNA from Orbicella faveolata, 2498 nucleotides. Its product is annotated as kelch-like protein 40. NCBI's taxonomy places the organism in Eukaryota, Metazoa, Cnidaria, Anthozoa, Scleractinia, Merulinidae. The record is from RefSeq and is a predicted model, not a curated record.
UUCUGAACAUCGACACCGUCCUUUGUAAACUAAGAUAAACCUGAACGAAAAUCUCGGACGAAAACACAGGCGCCAAAACACGACGCCAUCUUACAAAAGCACAUGGUCCUUCCAUCCGCGCAAGGGAUGAUGGGUGUGAAUGGCGAAAACCGCUGGCUCAAAACAGUACUGAAGGUUCAACAACUUUGAAUCGCAGCGAAUUAAUUACUGUCCGGAAAUACAGCAAGAUAAACAUAAAUGUUCCUGACACAGUGCAUGCUGGCCGAAAUAUAGCUUACUCCGACACUAGGAGGAAGCAGGGAACGGGCUGCGCAAACUUUGAUUUUGACCUACCUAGGCUUGAUUUCUAAGAGCUUGGACGAUACUUCCGAGUCCCAGGGACUCGAAACUAACUCGAAAAGACCUUGUCUUUCACUGCGCUCGGUCUGUACUCACGACCUUGGUCAAGAUUCUCCCAUACAGACCUCCUGCGCGGUUAAUAAGAACUAAAUUUCACGUUACGUUACCGGUGUUUUUUAGUAGCCACUCAACGUCUUUUCUUUCGAAAAGUAAUUGGUUUUGCAUGAUCAACAACACAACACGAUUGCCUGAAAAAAUCGCACCACUUUCUCGUCCCAUCAGAAGUGACUCGUUCGCAAAUGUUUUCCCGCGCUUUGCGUCAGCGGCAUGUAAUUAUUUCGAGUUUUGAUUGGUUCACCUUAUUGCCUAUGUCCUUUGUGAUUAGCUAGAGAGAUAGUUUUGGUUUUAGUUCUACGACCUCUCUAUUGGAGGUCCAUAAAUCUGAAAUCUGAUUAGUUGUGUACUUGCUAGGCCCGCUGCCCUUGAAAGAGAAAGUCAAUAUUGCUUCAAAUUGAAGGUUAUGGACUGAAAUCAUUUAGAGUGUUUCCAAAUUGAAACAAUUGAACUAACUACUCGCCCAAAUACUCUUACUGAAAUAUAUUGGCUGUAGAAAUAACUUCUUUUGUUCAACGUUUGGCAAAAUGACGUUGAACAAUUUAUGUGAAUGUUUUCAAAUAGUUAAUAUCACUAUUGGCCCUCAGAGCUAGUUCAUAUUGCUCAGCUAAGGAUGACACAGCAUUUAUAGACAAGCGAGCGUGCGUACAUGGAUCACUCAACUGAAACAGUGCUAAUUAAUGAUUUCAGAAGCUGACAGAUUCAUAGAGCGAUGAAUGUGUUUUCUUCAGGAGUCAGUUUAACUCUCUGACUCUUCAACAAACAUGAAUCGGCUUGAUAUCAAGCUAAAAGAUCAUAAAGAUCCUAGUGAUGUAACUUUGGUGGUGAAAGAUGGAAAGGAGUUUCACGCUCAUAGAAGCGUCCUUUCGCAGGCGAGCAGCUUCUUUGAAAAGCUCCUCAACAGCGACAUGAAAGAGAAUAAUGAAGGAGUUAUUCGGCUGGAUAUGAUCUUUGAGUCUCAGAUGGCAGAUAUUCUGGAGUUUAUUUACACCGGCAGCGUUCAGAUAUCCACUCAAGAAAAUGCCGAAAACCUGUUUGAAUUAGCAGAUUAUCUUCUCCUCCCAAACCUGAAAGCCUUCGCCCAAAAAUAUCUCGAGGAACACAUCACCACUGCGAAUUGUAUUUCAAUUUACUACCUGGCAGAAAAAUAUUUGUGUCAAGACCUGAUCGCUAACUGUCGGAAAUUUAUCCACUCAAACUUUUCGUCCGUCGCCGGAUCCGACGAUUUUCUAAACCUCUCAAGCCAUGAGGUUGAAAAAUGGAUUUCCAGCGAUGAGAUUGUCAUUGACGCUGAAGAAAAGGUUUUUGAACUGGUACUACGAUGGAUUGAUCAUGACAAAAGCCAACGGCGCGUAAAAUUUCGUGACUUGUUUCGUCACGUUCGACUGACGUAUGUAUCGCGUGACUUUAUGGCGAGCAAUGUCGUGACAAAUGAUCUUGUGAAAGAAGAUGGAGAGUUCCUGGAAAGUGUUUAUCUUGUGGCACUAGGGCUUGAUCGAUCAACAGAUUGCGACGUUCCGCGGCCACACCCUCCCAGGAGGGCUCUGGAGAGAGAUGUUAUCGUAGUCACGGACUGUGGACCCAGAGGUGUUGGCCUUAAUUUCCACACCCACUUUUAUAUUCCUUCAACGGAGCAGUGGUACCACUUGCCCCCGAACUUAUGCGAACCAACACGCGUAUUCCCGCAUCGAGGCAAAGUAUUUGUUGUUACUGAACAUUUCGCCAGAUCACAAUGUUAUGACCCAAAUUUUGACCGCUGGUAUCCAGCACCGUGGACAAAAGUGGAUUCGAAACUAGCAAUUAUGAAAUUACAGCGCACAUAUUUGGAAAUUCAUGAUGUAUUGGUUAUCAAAGACGAGAUCUGUUUUAUUGUAGGAGAGACCCCUGAGUCCUCGCCUGCCCUUUGGAAAUACAACGUUGAUAUGAAUUCAAUGACUCCUUUGUUUCACUGGGUAGAAAAAAAAGGUUUUUGUGCUGUAGUUGUUGACAAGUCGAUAUAUGCUAUCGGGGGUAGGCCGCUCAGAGAUAGUCAUCCCGAUAGUACU